Molecule: messenger RNA, 968 nt
Organism: Aspergillus fijiensis CBS 313.89
Lineage: Eukaryota; Fungi; Ascomycota; Eurotiomycetes; Eurotiales; Aspergillaceae
Exons: 3
Coding region: 48-968 (306 amino acids)
Source: RefSeq, a predicted model, not a curated record
CGACAAACAGCACAUCAGACUGCUGUCAAUCUUUCAGACCUCUCAUCAUGUCAAUCACAUCCUACCCCGCCGAGACCAACAGUGGCGCCGUCACAUCUUACCUCCCACUCACUACCGCCUGGCCUUCCUCGUCCGGUUGCGCAAGCAUCUACCGCCUCAAUGGACCCAGUCUCGUCGCCUGGGAUCCCGGGUACGGGCUGGAUGUGAACUCCGACGUUGUCUGCGAUGCCCCGGAGGUGACCACAUGGUGGGAGCAAGGGCUUCUAGGAAACGGAGGCACACUGCCCACACGGAUCAGUCUCGGCCCCUUCACCUGUCCGGAAGCGUUCUCAACAAUGAAAUCGUCCGUCAAAGAUGCCUCCAGCACAUUGGUAAUGUGCUAUCCCUCACGAUACUACAUCGGCGACGGGAACACUGCCCUGAUCGACGGAAAUUGUGAGUCAGACGUCUCGUCCGGUAUGAUCUUGACAUACGCUUCGACACCGUCCGGGGAAGCCACCUCGUGGAAGAUCGUGACGACCACAUUGACGCGCAGCUGGACUGUCGGUGCCAUUGCUGUGGUCGGUUGGAAUAUUCGCUAUGACGCUGUGACUCCUACAGCCACUGCUACUGCCACAACAGCAUCAAUAACCACUGGACCGGAGCUUCCAUCCACUUUCAGCUCCUCUGGAAUACCAUUGACAACCAGUAAUAACACAUCAACUUCCGCCCCAGCUCCACCCACGGUUACCCGCACACUUCCUACGGGCAUCAAGGUGGGCAUAGGGCGACCGCAACUCAAGCGGUAUUGCGGAUCCUCUGGUCGCGUUGUGAAGGCUCGAGCAACGGUAGCAGUGUAUGCCGACGUGGGAGACGCCCCUUGGCCAUGGUACGAAUGGUUGAAGCGGCGUAUUGUCACCCUCAAACAACAUAGAAGACCUUUUCAUCCUAAGGAUGAUCUGCGACGCGGCUGUUGGCUGCCGAGUUGA